AUGGCUCUGGGCGGCCUCUCAUGGGCGAGGAUAGUCAUUACGAGCGUCGUCGCGGCGCUCGCAUAUGGUGCUAUGCGACUGAUUCAAGUUCGCCGCUCCUACAAACACCUCCCUAAGCCACCUCACAGCUUCCUCUUUGGUCACCUGAAGCUGUUUGGCGAAACGUUUGGCAUGCUGCCGAGUGACGCGCACUAUCAGGUCGUAGUCACAACCAUUGCAAAGAAGUACAACAUGCCGGGUGUCUUCUACCUCGACUUAUGGCCGGUCUCAUGGAGCCACUUGGUCGUCGUCGAUCCCGACGUCGCGAUGGAAUUUACCGUCACCCGGAACCAUCCUAAGCAUGAAGCUGUUAGACAGACGACUGACCCUCUACUUGGAAAAGGCAAUAUUGCCAGCGCAGAGGGGCCACACUGGAAGCAUCUACACAAGAUGAUGAGUCCAGCAUUCUCCAUUACGAACAUCACCGAGAUGAGACCGAUUGUCGCCACCGAAGUCAUGAAGUAUCGGACCAUUCUGCAAGAAAAAGCAAAAUCAGGACAGUCUUUUCGGCUGGAAGAUUUGGCUCAUCAUCUAACAUUUGAUGUUAUUUCGAAAGCAGCGACUGGACGAUCAUUCGAUACUCAGACAAAAGGAAGUCUUGCUUUGCAGCAUUUCGAAGCCAUGGUUCGGGCCUCGAUGAAAUCAAGAGAAUCUUUCAACUAUAUCAGCAACUUUUUCGUUAAUAUAGUCCGAGAUCGCGAAAGGCGCAAGCUAGACUCGUUGGUGGCUGAACUCAUAAAAGAAAGAUUUGAGUUCGUAAAGAAUAAUGAUCUUGACCUGUCCCAGAAACGGGGGCUUUGUAUUAUGGACCUUAUGCUGAGAGAUUACCUACAAAACACUGCAGAGCAUACAUCAGCCGAGCUCGACCCUGAGUUUUCAACAAAUGCUAUUACUCAGGUCAAGACUUUACUCAUCGCCGGCAGCGGCACAACAUCAGAUACGGUCUGCUUUGGACAUAUGCUACUGAGUGUGCAUCCAGAAGUAGUUCAAAAGAUGCGAGAAGAGCAUGACCGUGUCUUCGCUCCCGGCAUCGAUGCAACAUGCGAUCUUGUAAAGGCUAAGCCGUACAAAAUGAACGACCUUGUGUAUACGAUUGCCGUCAUCAAAGAGAUUCUCAGAUUCUAUCCGAUAGGUAAUACUGCUCGCGAAGGCAUGGAUAGCCUGACGUAUCAAGGUCAGCAAUGGCCAUCUAAGGGGAAAAUGGUUUGUCCUGUUCAGCUAGCUAUGCACAUGGACCCAAAUCAUUUCAAAGAUCCCCUCAAAUUCGAGCCUGAGCGGUUCAUACGCCAAGACUAUACACGGACUGCAUGGCGCCCGUUCGAACGGGGGCCUCGUGCUUGUAUCGGCAAAACACUGGCAAUGGAUGAAUUGACGCUUGUUUUCCUGCUGACUGCGAGAGAGUUUGACUUUAGGUGCGCAGAUCUCAAGCCGAACAAAACGGCCAGGACAGAAUGGAACAACCUCGAUUUGACUUUUGGAGACAGAGCAUAUCAGGAGUUUGUGUUCGAAGCCUCACCGCGCGACGGCAUGCCAAUGACGGUGAAAAAAUCCGACUGGCCAUCGUGAUUGCGGCCUGCAACGUGAUUUACCAUGUCGAGUUAGGAAUGGCUACCGGACGAUCCGUGUACACAACUAGCGUAUGCUUGCAUACGGGGGUCUUAGAGUUUACUUUUAUUCAAUAGUACGCACUCUCCAUGAAUCUAAAGCUGCCACAGA
Messenger RNA from Bipolaris maydis ATCC 48331, 1755 nucleotides. The record is from RefSeq and is a predicted model, not a curated record. NCBI's taxonomy places the organism in Eukaryota, Fungi, Ascomycota, Dothideomycetes, Pleosporales, Pleosporaceae.